Gongylonema pulchrum is the source of this 566-nucleotide messenger RNA. NCBI's taxonomy places the organism in Eukaryota, Metazoa, Nematoda, Chromadorea, Rhabditida, Gongylonematidae. The record is from the annotation of a GenBank genome assembly.
AUGGCAUCUCCGGUGAAGUAUUCGAAAUUUGAUACCGAUCCAGAAGAUGAGGAAGAAUCGGAUUCCAGAUCACCGGCGAUGAAAGAGGCCGCAGAAAUGGUUGUGGAAAGUAGCACAGAUUCCGGCAGCGAAAUUAUUUUACGUGGCUCGGAUGAAGAAAGUGUGGAUUUACUGGAACUUGGUGAGGAAGAAUUGGCCGCUUUAUCUCCAGAAACACGUGCCAGAAACACGUGCCAGUCUAAUUUAAAUUUUAGGCUUGAAGAUGAGCAACAGAAAAGAUUGAUAGCCAAAUUGCCGGUGUACUACCCGGGUAUCAGUGGAUGUCGAAAUGUUGCCGAAUAUGAAUGCCUAAAUCGCAUCGAAGAAGGCACAUUUGGUGUUGUUUAUCGUGCUAAAGAGAAAAAAACAGACGAAAUUGUUGCGUUGAAGCUUUUGAAAAUGGAGAAAGAAAAAGAAGGCUUUCCAAUAACGUCACUUCGUGAAAUAAACAUGCUUUUGAAAGCGGGUGACCAUCCGAAUAUUGUAAACGUUCGGGUAAGCGCCUUGAGAACUGUAUUUGUCUAAUA